Messenger RNA from Harpegnathos saltator (Jerdon's jumping ant), 3755 nucleotides. RefSeq lists its product as uncharacterized. Gene Ontology annotation, molecular function: protein binding; beta-N-acetylhexosaminidase activity; ubiquitin-protein transferase activity. The transcript has 11 exons. The record is from RefSeq and is a predicted model, not a curated record. Gene Ontology annotation, cellular component: BRCA1-A complex; BRCA1-BARD1 complex. Gene Ontology annotation, biological process: protein K6-linked ubiquitination; carbohydrate metabolic process. Lineage: Eukaryota; Metazoa; Arthropoda; Insecta; Hymenoptera; Formicidae. Bases 177 to 2999 code for a protein of 940 amino acids.
AAUAUAUAUGCAUACCGUCCAACCGCCAAAGUGCCAUCAAGGUGCGUCGAGCCGAUAUGCUGAAUGAGAUUGACGUUAUGACCGGCAAGAUUUCUGACAGCUGACAGCGGAACGGCUUGCCGACGAUGCCAGGCGACGUGUCGCCCUGACCCUGAGCGUGACAGGAAAGAGUAGACAUGCAAGGCAUCUGCGUGAACAUUCGCACGGCGAUCGAACACGGACGUACUGACAUUAUCAGGUCGCUUUUGGACGCGUGUGAAAAUGGUAAUACUACAGAGGGUAUUACAAAAGAUAAGAUAUUAAAUCAACCGGUUCUGGAGGAAGGGACUUUUUUAUCUUACGCAUCCAAGACCAAUCAGGCUGACAUUGUGCGAACUCUACUAAAUUGUGGUGCUGACCCAGCUGUACAGAAUGCAAAUGGACACAAUGCAGUAGAUGUCGCAGCAACUGAUGCAAUACGACGUAUUUAUAUAGAGGAACUAUUGAGGGCAACAGCUGCUUCAGAGAUAGACAGAGUAGUGCAAUUAUUAGAUGCAGGAUUAGAUGUUAAUUCAUGGGAUUCACAAGGUAGCAAGAAUACACCGUUACAUUGGGCAGCAUGUUAUGGAAACAAGGAUAUUGUUCAAUGUUUACUCGAUAAAGGAGCUGAUGUAAAUGCCGAGAAUGGUUGUGGCGCGACACCGUUGCAUGAUGCGGUGAAUCGCGGCGACAUCGCUAUCUGCCAGGAGCUGCUACAAGCUGGUGCGAAUCCUCUCGUGCGAGCCACCAAAGGAACAUUCGCGGGAAAGACUUCAUAUGAUCUCUCCAGAAAGAAGCAGUCUCUGCAUUGUUUUCUUCAGAGAUUUCUGUCAAACUUUAUGCUGAACGAGAACGAAACGAUGCAUAGUCCCACAACUGCCCUGCCUUCGUUUGCGGACGGAAACUUCUGCCAGAAGAGUCUCUCAAGCAAUAUGAGCCAACUCUCGAUCGAGUCUACCAAGUCCUCGGAUCCGGUUUACGAUGUGCCUUUGCGUGAAGCGGGCAAAGAGAGCCCCAACAAGUCCAUCGUCGACAAAGGGAGUAUCUACAGCUUACUGUGGCCACAACCAAAGUCUGUGAUUGAACUAAAAAACUUUACGGCCCCAUUUAUCGCCGGAAAGGAACUUUUUAUAUCAAUAAUACAGGGCAGCGAGUCUGUGCAUAGAAUACUGGAUGUAUGGGAAAUCAGUAGAACUCAUCUACUGGAACUGGGUCACGAUGUGAAAAUCGGUGAGGUGCAGCCCAGUUGCGGCAAAUUGCUCAAUGACAACAUGAUCGAAUGUAUCGUGAACGGAAAUCUAUUCAAUGUCGGGGAUGGCUAUCAGCUACACAUCUCGCAGAACUCCAUAAAAGUGAGCGCUGGCAGUUUAGCGGGGCUGCAUUAUGCGGUCUGUACGUUCGUCCAGAUUCUGCGAUUGAGCAAGAGUCAGAGCAGAUCGGAGGCGUGCGAGAUAGAGCCAGUGUUUAUUAAAGACGAGCCGAGAUUUGCUCAUCGUGGUGUGCUGUUGGACAUCUCGCCCAGGGGACGCAUACCGACCUUGGAAUAUCUGCUGCAUACCAUCGACCUGCUGUCAUCGUUCAAGAUUUCUCACUUGCAUCUCUAUUCCAGACUCAUACCGAACUGUGAUUGGCAGCUUUGUUAUUCCAAAUCCGAGAUGGUCACCCUGGAUAGAUAUUGCAGGGAUCGUCAUCUGGACAUAGUUCCCACGCUGGACGUCGACUCUAAUGUCGGUCAACAUCACUUGACGCAGAUGUGGCCUAUAUUUCAAGAAUUACUCGCAGUAUUCCCCAGUUUAAGUUAUAUCCAUGUUGGCCCGCGAUUAGCUAGUCUCUUGGUGCAAGCUGACAAUUUUGACUUGAAUGUGUCCGUUAACGAGACUAUCGAAACGGACAUGUCGGAAGUAUUCAAGUCCUACUCCUGCCUUCAAGAACUCUGGCAUAUUCUCAACCUGAGCUCGAACACGACUCUGCUAUUAUGUUCUAACGGUUUACAUUCCAAACCGGAGUUCCACAAUAUUCCCAUCAACAUCGUACUCGUCGAAUAUGGGUUUCAGGCAGAUUACGAUUUUUCCGAAUGGACUGAGGCGUUCAGAAUGGCAGGCGGAAACGUUCUACCGAGCUCAGGCACGGCCAGUUAUAACAGCUUAGCGGGAUGUCCGGCGUCGACAUGUGCAAACACACGAAACGCGAUAAAAACCUCUCUGGAGCAGAACUCUAUCGGUAUCGUUGUCGCACAUUGGUCAGGGAGUCAUCAUCUCACACCGCAUCCCUUUGCCUGGAUCGGCUAUCUAGUAGCAGCAGGUCUAGCUUGGAAUCCGAUAACAGAAAUAGAUUUAGGCCCGGACGACAUUUACGACAUCCCAGAACUGACCGCAUCUAUUAGGGAAAAAUGUAUCACGAAAUUGCUAGACGUACACGUGUUUCAAGACUCGGAAUAUAAAAUCGGCAGCGCGAUAUUGGAAUUGGGACGUCUGGAUACUUUGGUAUUAACAUUGAGCAAGAACCAAGCGAUUAAAGAUUUACAGCAAAUCCCUGAUAACCGCGGUUCUACCUUAUAUAGAUUAUUGACUGACCCGGACAACGUAAAUCUUGAAUAUCUUUCGGCCGAUCUGUUCGCCAAAAUGACGAAACAGAUCAAACGAAUAUCCCAUUCCUUGUACGAAGCGAAUCUCUCGUCGAAAUUUGCGUCGAUGGAGAUACAGGAACUACAAUUGACCUCCGAUUUGAUGCUGACAGCUUGCAAGAUCGGUCGUACAUUGAUCGGAGUCGGUGUGAAUCCUAAUAGCAACAUGGGACUGGCAGUCAUCAAUCUAGGAGUGUGUAACCUACCACCAACUUUCAGAACGGAUAUAGCAAACAAAAUGUUGGCUCACAUCGAGCAAUAUAAAGGUUCCUGGCUACAGAGGCAUCUGCCGCAGGGCCUCCAGAGUUCUUUGCUAGUUUUGACUAGCGCGUUACACAGAUUCGUGCCAGAAACAUAAGUCGUUUUUAAGGACGCGUACAGAGCAUCUCGGUAACUUUGAACGUCCAAAGGAUGUAAGAGCAAAAGUCCGAGCGAAGCCUUGUUUUUUAUGUCUUUUGGAACCUUAUGUUACUUGAGAUUAGUCGGUGAAAAUUUCGAUAGAAGAUUGCAAUGUGCAAAUAUACAUGAUAGUUACACGUAUUACAUACAGAAUCCCUCACGAGGUGAAUUCGAAAAGCGACUGCACAGAGAGCAAUAUAACACUUGUACCUUUAUAUGACUAUGUACUGAUUACACUAUUGUAUAUUCACUGUGCAAUAUCGUUUCCCCGAUAUCUGCCAGAAAAAAUUCCCUCAAAGGGAUCAGUGGCUUUGUUGAAAAGAUAUAAUUUUGUUCAUGAUGAAAAAUUGCAAUUAUAAUGUUCGUUUUAUUAAAUACAGAAACAUUUAUUAAUUCUGUGUAUUUUUAUUGAUUAUGGCAUGUGAAGAUUGUGGAUAUGUAAUUACAACAAAUUGCGAUAAUGUCAUUUAUUUUUGCAUGAGUAUGUGUAGAUGUAAAAACAGGUCAGAGUUCCUUUACAAUGAGGUAAUAUAUAUUUUCCAUAAUACUAAUGAAUUUGAUAUUAUUAUACUAUCUUAUAUAAUAAAUAUAUAUUGUUCACAUACAAUAAACAACAAAUGGAUGCGUUAACAAAUUAUUUCACAAUGGAUAACACAAACAUCUUUUCAUACAUGUAUAUACUUCAUACUAAAUAUAUGUACAGUUUUAUAUUUCA